AUGAGACGCAAAUCAGCCUGUGUUUUCACGCGCAGUUCCUGUGUAGCACUGCGUCCUUUGCCAAUGUUCUGGAGAUUGGCUGGUUUAGUUGCACUGGCGACCCAUGUUCAGGCUGUGGAGGUGUCACCAAUUUUGUUUUCAGGAACCCAUGACCCCACGUUGACUCUGACCGCGCAUCAGCUGCGGACGUUGACUGCCAAAGUGGGAAGCUAUCAGCGGCCGGGGCCGCGCAACCGUACGGUGGGCUACCGUGGAUUUCGGGUUGAAGGAUUUCCAGUGCUGAGGGGAUGUAAAGAUGCUGAGCUCUUUUUGUUGGACUUGUUCCGACCGCAGCUCCCAGAAGAAGCAGUUCGUCACAUUGAGGAGGAGCUCUCCUUAGAUCAUUCGGAGGAGUUGGAUCUGCCAGACGCCCUGGAGUUUCGCGGCAAGGUCAACUGCUCCCAUGAGGUGGGACCAGACACGGUGCCGGCCUAUGACCCGCAGCAUGAUGAUGCUGGAUGUUUUGUGACGCAUCAAUCUGAGAAUAACUGCUACAACUAUGCCACUGACAUUUCGACGGACACCUUUGCGCAACCUGGUCGUGGGACUGGGCACAAGUGGAAGGCAAACACCUGCGCCGCUGUACGCGUGGCGGCUGAGAGUGACGGCCUGGAGUGGAAGGGCACCAGCUUGCCGACGGCCGCGCCAACGGGGCACUACGUGGCAUUGUUCAUUUGGCCAGACACCAACUUCCAUUGGAUCCGCAUGGACCACGCAGGCAAUUGGAGUCACAAGCCGGGCGGAACUCCCGUCCGCAACACGGACAACAAGGGACGUAAGAUUCACGAUCCAUCGAAAUCCGACUUCUCGCCUUGGUCGCAGUUUUGCGGAUACAUGCAUGUGGUGCCAAGCAUGGUAAAGCCAGACCGGUUAAAGGAGGAGUAG
Cladocopium goreaui is the source of this 924-nucleotide messenger RNA. The record is from the annotation of a GenBank genome assembly. NCBI's taxonomy places the organism in Eukaryota, Dinophyceae, Suessiales, Symbiodiniaceae.